This is a messenger RNA of Varroa destructor (honeybee mite), 885 nucleotides long. It is a transcript of the gene Atg12, whose product is annotated as Autophagy-related 12. The record is from RefSeq and is a predicted model, not a curated record. Lineage: Eukaryota; Metazoa; Arthropoda; Arachnida; Mesostigmata; Varroidae. Gene Ontology annotation, molecular function: Atg8-family ligase activity. Gene Ontology annotation, biological process: autophagy of mitochondrion; autophagosome maturation; autophagosome assembly. Gene Ontology annotation, cellular component: phagophore assembly site membrane; autophagosome membrane; cytoplasm.
CGCAAAUAUUUGCUUAAGUGCAUGGAGCAGACUAUUGAGUUGUUCGCCAUCAAUUCAAACGUUUAUAACAUGAAAUGUAUCACAAUCAGCUGAUUAAGAGCGAUCCACAACGAGAAAUUCGUACCACAAACUUAUUUGUUUGCCAGUCCAGGACAACAGAACGCGCUAAAGAGUAUUCGUUCAAUUGCUGAAUGUGACAGGCCUGAUGUUAAUCCAGUAGCAAACUGUAGUCAUUUUUUGUAACAGUUAGAAUACCCUGUCAUCAUUUAAAAAUUUGUGUUUUUGAAAGUAGUUUUCUGACAUUUGUAAUUUGCGAGACGUUACCUUAGCUAGUGACUGUGAGGCUGUAUCGCAGUGGCCCAUAGAAGAAAGCCGUUUGUUGAACAAGUUUUGGGAAACUAUGGAGGAUGCGAUUGUGCCGAGGCAGGAGGUACCAGAAAAAGUUGACGUCCUCUUGAAAGCGACUGGUGAUGCGCCAAUUCUCAGAAGGUCCAAAUGGAACGUUCGAUCUGAGCUGACAGUUGCCCAAUUGAUGAUACGCGUAAAACAAAUUUUACAAUUAAAUCCAAAUGAGUCGCUUUUCUUUUACGUCAAUCAAGCCUUUGCUCCACCUCUCGACGAAAAGCUAUCCACUCUUUUUGAAGUGUAUUCUACAAACGGAAAGCUGGCACUUCACUAUGCUAAGACCGAGGCGUGGGGUUGACCCACUGCUGUGAAAUUUGAAGAAAUGAGAACAUUUUUGUAUAUAUGAACUUUCAUACAAGUAAGGUAAUCUGCAGAUGUAAAUGGUAUAGUUGCGAAACUACUUAAACAGUCCUGUAAAUACUGUGGCGUUUAUUACUAGACAUUUUAUUUAUUCGUUAAUGCAAUAAAAUGUGUUUCUCA